Physcomitrium patens is the source of this 1574-nucleotide messenger RNA. The record is from RefSeq and is a predicted model, not a curated record. Lineage: Eukaryota; Viridiplantae; Streptophyta; Bryopsida; Funariales; Funariaceae.
UCAGGGCUACUCGAACAGUAGGGAUUUUGAUGAACCAGUUCUUUUAUUUGUGGUGGUAGGUGCGAUCUUUGUGUAGGCGUAGCCUCAGUGACUUAAAUUCAGUCGAAAAUGCUUAAUUUCCUUUACACUAGGUGGAUUGUCGGUGGAAUCUUAGCCCAAACAGGCUUACAAUGGGUGUUUUACUCGUGCUCGUAGAAGCUCGAAGAAUGAGUGCACGCCUUAUUCUCAGAAGCAAGCACGGAUUUUAAGGAAUUCGUUGAAAUUUAAAUAUAUACAUUGAUGGACUAUGAUUUUAUGCAAUUGAAGCAAAGAGUCUGCAAGAGAUGAUUGUGUGUAGUGGGGCGUUUGUCAGCCUUGACUUUAUUAGCACGACGAUGAUUUUCAAGUUAUACAUGAACGUCUACUAGGUGCAUGAGUUAGGUGAUUCACGGUAUGUACGGUGCAUACUAGAGAUUCCGCAUCAACUGGUUGCUAGCUCUUAGAUCUGAUGUCAGAAAACGUAUGUUUUUUACGUAUUUGUCAUGCAGAGGUCUGUGAUCUGAGUUAAAAACCGACUGUUACUUUUCGUUCGAGAUUGCACUACCCGUCGAGGAACCAAAGCGAAGCUUAGGCUUCUUCGCAACGGCCCUGCAACAGAGGCACAGGCAGAAGGAAGGCAAAGCCAAGGCAGGAAGAGAGGGAGGGAGGGAGGGAUCACGAUGCGGGGGGCGACGCCACCAUCGUCAUCGCUGCCCAAUAGGUUUCGCGUAGGAGAGGUGCCCACCAUUUACUACGUCCCCGAUUUCGUUUCAGCGGCGGAGGAGGCUUCACUCGUGCAGGAGGUGCAAGUUGCCCCAGUGGCCAAGUGGAAAACCCUUAAAAAUCGCCGGCUCCAGAACUGGGGAGGCGUCGUGCACGAGAAAGGCCUAAUAUCACAGCCCAUUCCGGCAUGGUUGAGCUCUAUAACCGAGAAGAUAGCAAAAGAGACGAAUCUAUUUCCUGCUCCUAUCAAUCACGUCCUUGUGAACGAAUACCUGCCUGGGCAAGGAAUCACGUCUCAUCAAGACGGUCCAGUGUAUUACCCUGUGGUGGCUAUCCUAUCACUCGGAGCUCCGACUCUAAUGCACUUUACUCCUCAUGUCCGUUUGACUGAAGCAAAUAAUGAUGAAAAUCCAGACGGGCUGCUCGAGCCAUCCCAAAAAACACAAGGCGGGAGAGAUCAUCCAGUUCAAGCUACUUGCUCAUUAGUGUUAAUGCCCAGAAGCUUAUUGGUCUUCAAAGAUUCUGCCUAUACAGAAUAUCUGCACGGGAUUGACGAGGCUUACGAAGAUCUUCUUAAUAACAAGGUGGUGAAUUUGGAUGCUUACCUUUCGCAUGUAAGCAGUAGAAAUGACGGGAUAGCAGAGGAUUCAAGACUUGGAGAUGUUGCUGAGGAGAAGGAUAUGCUUAGAAGGACAGGUACUCGGGUGUCGCUCACAUGUCGACAUGUGCCGAAAGUGUACAAGAAUUUCCUUCGACUAUAGGAGUCAAUCUUCCGCUAAGCGACUUGUGCACUAAAAGUUUAUCAUAAAACAAUGGAUUACAACCUUUGCUUU